GCCCUGCUCGCCGUUUUGACUUGUUACGCUCUCACGCUGAACACUGUAUGCUUCAAAGUGGUAGCAUCAAAGCCAAUGACGCGCAGUGCAUUCCUUGGCGAAUUGCGUUCUGCCCGCGCGGGAGUUUGUGCGCGUCGUGCGAUCUGCCUGCAGCCUGGACGCCUAGUACUGUUCGUGAAAGUCUCGACGCAGCCAAUCACUGAAUGAUCAUCCAGCUUCUUUCCACCGCAAGGCGUCGCAAGUCAAGUACGGUAGUGCAAGAUUGGGCUAUCUUUCUCCUUUACGAAAUCAAAGCGUCGUUGCACACUGCGCAAAUUGUCACGCCUACGCUCGUGGCUGCACGAGCUCGACUUUCGAAUACGAAGGGAACGGCGUGCAGCGGUCUACGGAGUCGACUCUUGAUUCUUGGCGUCUCGAGUCUGCCACUACUCGCAGAGCUGUGCCCGGCCCGCAGCCGCUUGGCAAAUGAGCGCAGCGCGGCGUACACGAGUCUACGCAGACCAACUUGGACUCAGGUACAUUGUACAAGCAUGAGUGAGCUGAAAAAAAGAUGCGAUCUUGCACCUAGAUGGCGGUCGGUUGACAACGUCAAGAGGACACGAUCGGAUACGACGGAGCAAGAGUGCAGAGUCGAGCGAAAUAGAUACGCAGCGGCAUAUCACAUGCCAUAUUGCCGUGCUGCGCCCGCACAAAUGGCCAUUGCACGCUGCUUUCGAGGCGACGCUAAGCCCAUGCCGGCCCUGCGACUGAUGAAUGGGAUGCCGUCGCUCUGCCCUUACGUAGCGCAUCCGACAAGACGCAAUGAGUAGCCGAAUAGCCCAAAUAAGCAUCAAAUGUCUCUGUCGCCCAAAUGCGGCGUCGACAAUCACUGCGAAAGGUCCGCGGAGCUCGCUGGCGGAUGGGGAGCAA
Molecule: messenger RNA, 909 nt
Organism: Ceraceosorus guamensis
Lineage: Eukaryota; Fungi; Basidiomycota; Exobasidiomycetes; Ceraceosorales; Ceraceosoraceae
Exons: 1
Coding region: 204-809 (201 amino acids)
Source: RefSeq, a predicted model, not a curated record